Molecule: messenger RNA, 19493 nt
Organism: Coregonus sp. 'balchen'
Lineage: Eukaryota; Metazoa; Chordata; Actinopteri; Salmoniformes; Salmonidae
Source: the annotation of a GenBank genome assembly
AUGGGGCACACUUGUCGAGGCACUAUCAACCUGGCCACGGCAACCAUCACUGUGGACGACGCUUGCAACUUUGUCAUCUCCAAUGGCGGGGCGCAGACGUACCAUCUGAAGGCCAGCUGUGAGGUGGAGAGGCAGCGUUGGAUCACUGCCUUGGAGCUGGCCAAAGCCAAGGCCGCACGAAUGCAGGCUGAGUCUGGUAAAACACUGAAAGAGAAAGUCAUUGUUCAAGCUCUUUUACAGGGGAGAUUUACCGGGAUGUAGUGGAAACUGCAGGUUUCUAGCUGCUACACUGGACACGUAACUUUUGCUGGUGUAAGCAGAGAGUGACUUUAUCAAGUGUUCUUGAGCAGAAGCCGUGGGUCAAAUUCUUGAAAUGUGGAACUGCGAGAUUCUCUCAUGGAGCCGUACGGCGUAUGCCCAGGUUUAAUUUAAAUUAAUGUGAGUGUCUCAGGCUCUGCAAUAGUAUGCGUCCACCGUAGCAUGCCUGUUAGACUUUUAUAUUUUGUUUUAUAUAUCUAAUGUAAGUGCCUUAAUGUGUUUGCACCCCAGGAAGAGUAGCUUCUGCCUUGGCAAUAGCUAAUGGGGAUCCCUAAUAAAUACAAAUACCCCAUCAUAGGAUAGGAUUUAGUAUGUCACAGUACUUUAAAUGCUUCAAAACAGCCAUAUUAGUUCUCUUAAAAUUGUAUUUGUCACAUGCUUCGUAAACAACCGGUGUAGACCAACAGUGAAAUGCGUACUUACGGGUCCUUUUCCAAAAAUGCAGAGUAAAACAAAUAACGUGACACAAGGAAUAAAUACGCUGUGAAUAACAAAAGAAGAGUAAAAAUAAGAUGGCUAUAUAUAGGGAGUAGAAAAUAACAUGGCUAUAUACAGGGAGUACCAGUACCGAGUCGAUUACCGGUCAAAAGUUUUAGAACACCUACUCAUUCAAGGGUUUUUCUUUAUUUUUACUAUUUUCUACAUUGUAGAAUAAUAGUGGAGACAUCAAAACUAUGAAAUAACACAUGGAAUCAUGUAGUAACCAAAAAAGUGUUAAACAAAUCAAAAUAUAUUUGACAUUCUUCAAAUAUCCACCCUUUGCCUUGAUGACAGCUUUGCACACUCUUGGCAUUCUCUCAACCAGCUUCACCUGUAAUGCUUUUCCAACAGUCUUGAAGGAGUUCCCACAUAUGCUGAGCACUUGUUGGCUGCUUUUUCUUCACUCUGCCGUCCGACUCAUCCCAAAUCAUCUCAAUUUGGUUGAGGUCGGGGGAUUGUGGAGGCCAGGGCAUCUGAUGCAGCAUUCCAUCUCUCCUUCUUGGUCAAAUAGCCCUUACACAGCCUGUAGGUGUGUUGGGUCAUUGUCCUGUUCAAAAACAAAUGAUAGUCCCUCUAAGCCCAAACCAGAUGGGAUGGCGUAUCACUGCAGAAUGCUGUGGUAGCCAUGCUGGUUAAGUGUGCCUUGAAUUUGAAAGAAAUCACAGACUGUGUCACCAGCAAAGCACCAUAACACCACCUCCAUGCUUUACGGUGGGAAAUACACAUGCGGAGAUCAUCCGUUCACCCACACCGCGUCUCACAAGACACGGCGGUUGGAACCAAAAAUCUCCCAAUUUGGACUCCAGACCAAAGGACAAAUUUCCACUGGUCUAAUGUCCAUUGCUCGUGUUUCUUUGCCCAAGCAAGUCUCUUCUUCUUAUUUGUGUCCUUUAGUAGUGGUUUCUUUGCAGCAAUUCAACCAUGAAGGCCUGAUUCACACAGUCUCCUCUGAACAGUUGAUGUUGAGAUAUGUCUGUGACUUGAAUUAGCAGCUGCCAAGGCAGCAGCUACUCUUCCUGGGGUCCAACCACAAUUUACAUACAAUAAAACAAUACAUAACACAACACCUUAUUACACACUACUCUACCAUAACAUAUUUACAGUACAAAAUCAACAAUACAGCAAAAUAACAAUAUUAAAAUGUGUGUAGAGUGUGUGUGUUAGCAUGUGUUUGCGAAUGCUAUGUGUGUGCCGUGUGUGUGUCCACAGUCCGCGCUGUUCCAUAAAGUGUAGUUUUAAUGUUUUUUUAAAUCCUAUUCUACUGCUUGACUGAGUUACAUGAUGUGGAAUAGAGUUCCAUGUAGUCAUGGCUCUAUGUAGUACUGUGCGUUUCCCGUAGUCUGUUCUGGACUUGGGGACUGUGAAGAGACUUCUGGUGGCAUGUCUCGUGGGAUAUGCAUGGGUGUCCGAGCUGUGUGCCAGCGUUCCAAACAGACAGCUUGGUACCUUCAGCUUGUCUACACCUCUUAAAAAAACAAACAAGCAGUGAUGAAGUCAAUCUCUCUUCCACUCUAAGCUAGGAGAGACUAACAUGCAUGUCAUUAAUGUUUGCUCUCCGUGUACUUUUAAGGGCCAGCCGUGCUGCCCUGUUCUGAGCCAACUGUCAUUUUCCCCAAGUCCCUCCUUGUGGCACCUGACCACACUACUGAACAGUAGUCCAGGUGUGACAAAACUAGCGCCUGUAGGACCUGCCUUAUUGAUAAUGUUGUUAAGAAGGCAGAGCAGCGCUUAAUUAUGGACAUACUUCUCCCCAUUUUAGCUACUGUUGUAUCAAUAUGCUUUGACCAUGACAGUUUACAAUCCAGGGUUAUUCCCAAGAAGUUUAGUCACCUCAACAUGCUUAAUUUCCACUUUAUUCAUCACGAGAUGUAGUUCAGGUUUAGGGUUUAGUGAAUGAUUUGUCCCAAAUACAAUGCUUUUAGUUUUGGAAAUAUUUAGGACUAACUUAUUCCUUGCCACCCAUUCUGAAACUAACUGCAACUCUUUAUUAAGUGUUGCAGUUAUUUCAGUUGCUGUAGCAGCUGACGUGUAUAGUGUUGAGUCAUCCGCAUACAUAGACACACUGGCUUUACACAAAGCCAGUGGCAUGUCGUUAGUAAAGAUGGGGAAAAAGUAAGUACCUGGAUUAAGUUUGAGAGGCUUCCAUUAAAGAACACCCUCUGUGUUCUGUUAGACAAGUAACUCUUUAUCCACAUUAUAACAGGGGGUGUAAAGCCAUAACACGUACGUUUUUCCAGCAGCAGACUAUUGUCGACAAUGUCAAAAGCCGCACUGAAGUCUAACAAAACAGCCCCCACAAUCUUUGUAUCAUCAAUUUCUCUCAGCCAAUCAUCAGUAAUUUGUGUAAGUGCUGUGCUCUGGGUCUUCCAUUCCUGUGGCGGUCCUCAUGAGAGCCAGUUUCAUCAUAGCGAUUUGAUGGUUUUUGCGACUGCAAAAACUGGCACAGUUCUUGAAAUGUUCCGUAUUGACUGACCUUCAUGUCUUAAAGUAAUGAUGGACUGUCGUUUCUCUUUGCAUAUUUGAGCUGUUCUUGCCAUAAUAUGGACUUGGUCUUUUACCAAAUAGGGCCAUCUUCUGUAUACCACCCCUACCUUGUCACUACACAACUGAUUGGCUCAAACUGUCACGUCUCCUCCCGUUUCUCCCCUCCGGGGCUCUGAUUCGCCGGUCUACUGUGCCACUGGUCUGAGCGCACCACUUCGGCAACACCGGAAUGGAAACCCAACGCACCCUAAUCACCUCCAGCGCACCUGCACCUCAUCUCAUCACCACCCCUAUAUAGCCCUGGACUGGUCAGUGUUGUGUGUGAUUGUUAGUGUCAUGUUGUAUACACGCUCUUUGUUGUGCUCUUGCUCAGUGUUAAGUAAACCUUUACAUUGUUGAUUCCUGCGUCUGCGUCCUACCUCUUCGUUUCCUCAGUACUCGUCACAGAUUCACACACCUCAUGAAGAUGGAUGCAGCAGGUAAUCCUCCUGGAGUUUCCCAGGUCCUCGACCAGCACCAGCAGCAGAUUGCCCAGCUGAACGCCUCCAUGCAGGAAGUGCUCCAAACGCUGCAUAAAUUGACCAUCGCGCCGGUUCCACCUCAGGGAGCGGGGAGUGCACCUUGUCCAACUCCUCCCGUGCUAUCACCAAUGUCUGAGGAACCCCUCGCCCUGCCGGAGCGCUAUGACGGGAAACAACGAAAUGUAGAGGCUUCCUGCUACAGGUUUCACUGUAUCUGGCGCGUCAGCGGGGGGACAUCUCCAUCGGACCAAGCCAGGAUAGCGCUGGUGAUUUCGCUACUGAAGGGAAGUGCGCUGGAUUGGGCCACGGCAGUCUGGGAAGGAGGUGAGGCCGUGGCGCUUCCCUACUCCACCUUCCUCGAUCGGUUCAGGGCGGUGUUCGAUCAUCCCAUGGAGGGUGAGCAUCUCCUCCGGGGACAACAGGGAGAGGAGGCCGUGUUCGAGUACGCCCUGAGCUUUCGCACGGUGGGGGCGUCUUCCGGCUGGAAUAAGCGUGCUCUGCACACGACCUUCAUGAGAGGCUCACGGGAGGACAUCACGACGGAACUUGCAUGUCGGGACGACGAGCUGGACCUUGAUACCCUCAUCGCCAUGUCCAUUUGUCUUGACGACAUGUUGAGAGACCGACCGCGUUCCCAACUCCACCCGGAGCCUCGACGCUCACCCCAUCUGAGCUAUGGAAGUCGCCCUGCCUCCGAGUCCUCACCCAUAGAGGUGGGCAGCACCCCCUACACCACCACGGACCCCAGAUCUCCUGGCGGCUCCCUAUCUAGGCAGUAUGACUCCCGUCGCCGCUCUGUGAGUGUUCCGUCAUCACCUGUCACCAAACCAUUGUUUUUAAUUGGUUCUUCUUUCUCUUCGCUUUCCACGGGCAAUGAUAGACCACCACGAGGGGCUGUCCUUCCACAUCGUCACGUCACCCCUUCACCGGAUCGUCUUGGGAUUGCCCUGGAUCACCAAGAGGAUCACAGCCUGCUCCCCCUCAUGCCGGAGGACCUGCCUGCCAGUGGUUUGUUGUUCCAUGUCAGUGGAGAGUCCGGAGUCCGCCCUCCAGCCCAACAAAUUCCACGUGAUUACGCAGAUCUCUCCGAUGUCUUCUCCAAGGCUAAGUGUCUCGCUCCUCACAGGCCCUGGGACUGCGCCAUUGACCUGCUGGAGGGACAACACCCCCCGAAGAGUCGCAUUUACUCCCUUUCCAUAGCGGAGAUUGAGGCCAUGGAGAAGUAUGUGGCGGAGACCCUGAAACAUGGGUUCAUCAGACGCUCUACCUCUCGUGCCUCCGCCAGCUUCUUCUUCGUGGCCGUGCAUUGACUAACGGGGGCUGAACGCAGUCACCACCAAGUACCGGUACCCCCUCCCUCUGGUUCCAUCGGCCAUCGAGCAGCUGUGAGGGGCCCGGUACUUUACCAAGUUGGACCUGAGGAGUGCCUACAACCUGAUCCGAAUCCGGGAAGGAGAAAUGUGGAAGACUGCAUUCAGCACUACCUCAGGCCACUAUGAAUACUGUGUCAUGCCCUACGGCCUCGACAACGCACCUUCCGUGUUCCAGUCCUUAGUCAAUGACGUGUUCCGAGACAUGCUGAGUAGACAGGUGUUGGUGUACAUCGACGAUAUCUUGAUCUGCUCGGCUACGUUCGAGGAGCAAGUCAGGGACGUCCGAGCGAUCCUACUCCACCUCCGGGAACACAGCCUGUUGGUGAAGGGGGAGAAAUGCGAAAUUCCACCAACAUGCCAUCUCCUUCCUGGGAUACAGGAUCAGUCCUCAGGGGGUGUUCAUGGAAAGAGCGAAGACGGACGCCGUCAGGUCAUGGCAGGUCCCCACCACCAUCAAGGGCCUACAGAGCUUCCUGGCCUUCGCAAAUUUCUACCGGCGUUUCAUCAGGUCCUUCAGCUCCAUAGCCACACCGCUCACCUCUCUCCUUAAGGGUGGGCCUCAGAAGCUGGCCUGGAACCCUGAGGCUGAUGCUGCCUUCAAGAGGCUGAAGGAGAGGUUCACCACAGCGCCCCUCCUAAAACACCCAGAUCCAGCUCGUCCUUUCAUCCUGGAGGAGGGCGUGGGUGGGGUCCUCUCCCAGCGGUAAGGUAAGCCAGAGAAAAUGUAUACCUGUGCCUUUUUCUGGAAAAAGCUUACGCCAGUGAGAGGAACUAUGGAGUUGGAGACGGGGAGCUGUUGGCGGUGGUCCUCGCUCUGGAGGAAUGGAGACACUGGGUGGAGGGCGCAGUCCAUUCCGGAGUCUCACUGUCCACCGGAAUUUGGAGCACAUACUGGCAGUGAAACGGAUGAACUCUCGUCAAGCCAGGUGGGCCAAAUUUCUUACUCGCUUUAGGUUUAUUCUGUCCUACUGCCCAGGAUCCCAGAAUGUGAAAGCCAACGCACUCUCCAGGAUGCACCAUACCUGAGAAAGGGAGGAUCUGGGGGGUCCUAUCUUGCCUCUGUUUCUCUUCGUGGCACCUCUUCGUUUCUCUUUGGGAUGUGGACGAAGAGAUCUGCCUGGUGGCUCAGGCGGACCCAGCGCCUGUCAACGCCCCUCCGGGGCACGUGUAUGUACCCACCAGGGUCCCACCUUGGCUACUGAUGUUUCCCGCUAUAUCAACUCCUGUUCCGUAUGUGCCCAAACGAAAACACCUCGGAACGCCCUGGCAGGCAAACUAGUUCAUCUCCCAGUGCCUCAGCGACCUUGGUCACACCUGUCCAUAGACUUUGUCAGCCAAAUCAUGCUGUUUUUUGCCACUAACUGGUCUUCCUUCUGCUCUCCAGGUCGCUGAGGUCCUGUUCCAACAGGUCUUCAUGCAUUAUGGACUUCCGGAGGAAAUCGUCUAGGAACGUGGCCCCCAAUUCACCUCCCGAGUGUGGAAGGCUUUUCUGGAGAAGAUCGGGGCCACGGCCAGCCUCACUUCCGGCUAUAGGCCUCAGUCAAAUGGGCAGGUGGAACUCAUGAACCAGGAGCUGGGGAGGUUUCUUCGUCGCCACUGUCAGGACCGGCAGGGUGAGUGGGCGAGGUUUCUUCCCUGGGCAGAAUAUGCCCAGAACUCCCUUGUUCACUCAUCCACGCGGCUCACUCCCUUCCAGUGCAUCCUGGGGUACCAGCCGGCCCCUUGGACACCCAGCCAGACCGACGCACCCGCUGUCUACGAGUGGUUCCGCAGGGCCAGAGGGCCAUUCGUCGGCAGAAGGACCAAGCCGACUGCCACCGCAGUGAGGCCCACUUAUUCCAGCCUGGUGAUCGUAUCUGGCUGUCCACAAAAAACCUUCCUCUCCGGCUGCUCCUUCCCCCUCACUACCGUGUCUCACCCACUUUUCAUGUGUCUCUCCUCAGGCCGGUGGUUCCUGGUCCUCUGGCGGAUGCCGUCCCCCGACCCAACGCAUCCUAAUCACCUCCAGCGCACCUGCACCUCAUCAUCUCAUUACCACAACUAUAUAGCCCUGGACUGUUCAGUGUUGUGUUUUGUGUGAUUGUUAGUGUCAUGUCGUGUACGUGCUCUUGCUCAGUGUUAAGUAAACCUUUACAUUGUUGAGACCUGCAUCUUCGUCCUACCUCUUCGUAUCCUCAGUACUCGUCACACAAACGCAUUAAGAAGGCACACCUGUUAAUUGAAAUGCAUUCCAGGUGACUACCUCGUGAAGCUGGUUGAGAGAAUGCCAAGUGUGCAAAGCUGUCAUCAAAACUAAAGGGUGGCUAUUUGAAGUAUCUAAAAUAUCUAAAAUAUAUUUUGAUUUGUUUUAACACUUUUCUUUCGUUACUACAUGAUUCCAUAUGUGUCAUUUCAUAGUUUUGAUGUCUUCACUAUCAUUCUACAAUGUAGAAAAUAGUAAAAAUAAAGAAAAACCCUUGAAUAAGUAGGUGUGGUAAAAGUUUUGAAAGGUACUGAAGGUAGGGGUGAAGUGACUAGGCAACAGGAUUGAUAAUAGACAGUAGCUGCAGCGUGUGUGUGGCAUCAGUUUGUGUGAGUGUGUGGGUAGAUUCCAGUGUGUGUGCGUAGUCAGAACAAGAGAGUUAGUGCAAAAACAGGUCAAUGCAGGUAGUCCGGGUAGCCAUUUGAUUAGCUAUUUGGCAAUCUUGUUUAGAAGUCUCAUGGCUUGGUGUCAGAAGCUGUUCAGGGUCCUGUUUGUUCCAGACUUGGUGCAUUGGUACUGCUUGCCGUGCGGUAGCAGAGAGAACAGUCUGUGGCUUGGGAGUCUGGAUGCUUUGACAAUGUUUUGGGCCUUCCUCUGACACCGCCUGGUAUAGAGGACCUGGAAAGCAUGGAGCUCGGCCCCAGUGAUGUAGUCGGCCGUACGCGCUACCUUCUGUAGCGCCUUGCAGUCGGAUGCCAAGCAGUGCCAUACCAAGCGGUGAUGCAGCCAGUCAAGAUGUGCUCGAUUAUGAAGCUUUAGAACAUUUUGAGGAUCUGAGGGCCUAUGCCAAAUCUUCUCAGCCACCUGAGGGGAAGAGGCGUUGUCGUGCCCUCUUCACGACUGUUGGUGUGUUUGGACCAUGAUAAACCCUUAGUGAUAUGGACAGGUGGAACUAGAAGCUCUCGACCCGCUCCACUACAGCCCCGUUGAUGUGAAUUGGGGGUGUGCUCGGCUCUCCUUUUCCUGUAGUCCACGAUCAGCUCCUUUUGUUUUACUGACAUUGAGGGAGUGGUUGUUGUCCUGGCACCCCACUGCCAGGUCUCUGACCUCCUCCCCCUAGGCUGUCUUGUCGUCGGUGAUCAGGCCUACCACCGUUGUCGUCUGCAAACUUAAUUGGAGUUGUGGGUGAACAGGGAGUACAGGAGGGGACUAAGCACGCGUCCCUGAAGGGCCCCCAUGUUGAGAGUCAGCGUGGCGGAUGUGUUGCCUACCCUCACCACCUGGGGUUGGCCCGUAAGGAAGUCCAGGAUCUAGUUUCAGAGGGAGGUGUUCAGUCCCAGGGACCUUAGCUUAGUGAUGAGCUUCGAUGGCAGUAUGGUCUUGAAGCUGUAGUCAAUGAACAGCAUUCUCACAUAGGUGUUCCUCUUGUCCAGGUGGGAAAUAGAGAUUGGGAUCAUCUGUGGAUCUUUUGGGGUGGUAUAAGAAUUGGAGUGGGUCUAGGGUGUCUGGGAUGAUGGAGUUGAUGUGAGCCAUGACCAGCCUUUCAAAGCAUUUCAUGGCUAUAUAUGUGAGUGCUUGGGGGCAAUAGUCAUUUAGAAGGGUUACCUUGGUGUUCUUGGGAACAGGGACUAUGGUGGUCUGUAAGGCUGAACGAUUUUGGAAAAUAAUCUAAUUGCGAUUUUUUGCCCCCAAUAUUGCGAUUGCGAUUUAAUAUGCGAUUUAAUUUAUUUAUCCUUUUUCCCCUACAAAACAUAAUGAAUGAUUUAAAUAUGACCAACACAAUAGUAUAUACAUUUAGUGUGAAAUGUUCUUUCCCAUAGGCUGGGUCUAUUUGUUAGAAUUAAAUUCAAACAUGUAUGACUUGAAAUAAAUGACAUUUUUAUUGAACUGCUCAUUACAGAAACAUCUGUGGCUUUGCCACUGUGCAUUUAAAUAAUUUAAACAAAGGCAUGAACUUUGUAAACACUGUGUGCAAAAGGUACAGUCUUAAGAAAAAAAUAAUUUUAAAUUGUAUGUAUCUUACUGCUCCCAAGUCAGUAACAUUUCACACAACUGAAACAAGGAAUUUGCUUUGAAAAUAUUUUGUAAAAUCAAAGUAAAUAAAGUUAUAAAUAAAAAAUGAGAAAUGCACUUUUAAUUUAGACAAACUAUUUUUUAUAAACGAUUUGAAUAUUAUAAUAUAAAAUAGAUGAGCCUCACUUAUCUCAAGUACACAACAAUAACACACCACACAGACUAAAGUUCACUACGAGUAUGGCACUGCCAGCCAUACUUAUCCAACAGUUCUGUUCUCAGUGGCUCACAGGUUUUUUGCUAAGAAAACCAGAAUAUUGACUUUUUCUGGCUUCAAGGCUGAGCGAGUGCAAGUCACAAUAUUCCCUCCUGUGCUAAAAAGACGCUCUGAGGGAGCGCUUGUAGCAGGUACACAAAGAUACUUGCGUGCCAUGGUGCACAACUGUGGGUAGCUGAUCUUGUGCACCCUCCACCAAGCCAAUGGAUCAUCUUCUCCAUCAAUGGUAGGAGUCAUCAGGUAAUUGUUUAUCUCUGCCUCUGCGACAUCUUCAAGAUUUACAGGCAAAGAAGGAGAGGCUGAACUGGUCUUGAAAAAACUGCCAAGAGACCUCUUCGUCUUUUCCCCCAAGGACUGUGCACUUUGAGGCAUCUGAACAGUUUCAGUACGAGACCUCUUCUCCUAUUAGAUGAAAACAACAGCCAUUAGUUUUCCAGUUAGAUUUUACAGAAAAUUUUUGUUUUUGUGAAAUACAUAAUUAUUUACCCAAUGAUAUGUACGUUGUGCCAAGUCUACUAUCUCUGUCUUCAGACGAGUCUUGAUAGCAGGGAUGUUGUCUGUACUGAUGUACUGUAUUUUGAACCUAGGGUCCAGGAAACAGGCAACAUCCAAAAGCUCCUGGAUGUUUGGGUCUCCAUAUUUGUUAUUGAGGUAUGCUAGGACUUUGGUUUUUAUUGAUUUAGUCAGGUCAGUGUCCUCAGCAUCUUCAGCCAGGACUGAUGUGGCAAAAAGGUGGAGAACUGGCUUGAGGUAGGAGAUGCUUACAUACUCCUCUCCAGAAAGAGCAUCAGUAAACUCCAGUAGAGGAUGCAGUGCCUUGUGAAUCGACUCCAACACGUCAAUAUCCUGCCAGGUUGGGAUAAGGGAGCGUGCAUAUCGAUCUCCAGACAAUACCUGAGAAAUGGCUUUGGCCUGUUCAAGCACUCUGGCAAUCAUCAUUUCUUUAGAACCCCAUCUUGUUGGGCACUCCGUUAUGAGGUUGUGCUCAGGGAGUUUGAGCUCUCUCUGUGCCUCCGUCAGGGCUGCUUUCUUCUUCCAACUGUGGGAAAAGUGCCCCACCAGCUUCCUGCACAGUGCUGUUGCCCUUGACACUCUGUCAUCUUUGAGUGCAUUUUCUAAAAGAAAUAAAAAGUAGUGUAUUACACACAAUUUGAGUUUUGAUACAAGGCUCUCACUAUUACACACUCAAAUUAGCUGUAAUUCUGAAAUACACACAUCCACAACACAUCCUCUCUCUCUCUCUCAAUUCAAAGGGUCUUUAUUUGCAUGUCAAUUCUCUCUCUCUUUCUCUCUCUCUCUCUCUCAUAAACACUAAAAAAACAUGUAAAAAACAAAAACAAGAAAAGAAAAAAAAUGCAGGUGGGCAUUCCACCACAGACAGACAUAUGAUAUAAGCAAGUAAAAUGAAUUUACAUAUUAGAAAAGGAGUGGAAGUAUGAAUUUAUUUAAUCCCAUCCGAUUUAUAUAAUAUCAUUUAUAUAUAUUUGUAUAUUCAGCUUUACUAAUCGACGCAUCUCUCUCUCUCGCGCACACACACACACACAAACACACACACACACACACACACACACACACACACACACACACACACACACGAUAACUUACCAAUGGCAAGAUGUAAUCUGUGGCCAAAACAUUGGAGCCUCGUCCAUUCAUUAAGCCGCGCAGCAAGCACCAUAUUCGACGCGUUGUCCGUCGUGAUGCAGACGUGAUUCUCCUCGUGGAGAUCCCAGCUGACAAGCCCUUCUCUCAGGCCGGCUGCAAUAUUUUCCCCUGUGUGAUCGUCUGGGAAGUAGGUAGUUUGUAGGCAGCGAGCUCGGAGGUUGAAAUCUUCAUCAAUAAAAUGGACUGUAAGACUCUGGUACGGCUCAGCUGUGCGGCUUGACCACAUAUCAGUAGUGCUAGCAAAAAACUCCACCGUUUUAAGUUCCGCGGCGACUUUCUCUUUGCACUUUUUGUACAGCUCCGGUAUGGCAGUCUGACUGAAGUAUGUGCGGGAGGAUAUACUGUAACGUUUAUCAAGCGUAUGUAUUAAUGCCAUGAACCCAGGCUUGGUCACCGUGCUGAGAGGCAUCAUAUCUUUGGCUAUGAACUCGGUUAUUGUCCGAGUGAUUUCUCCGUGCCGUUUUGAAUUACGUUCAUACGGAGUGACACUUUCGAACAUUUCUGUCAGUGAUCCCUGUCUUGAGGUAUUUGGCUUGUCUCGCGCACUGAUGCUCGGCAUUUUGGUCAUACAACUGUCAUGCAUUGAUUUGUGGUAUUUUUUUAAGUGCUGAAACAGGUUUGUAGUGUUACCCCGUGAAGUAGCAAUCGGAGCACGGCAUGCUCUGCACAACACCUGACGCUGCUCAGCAUCUUCUUUUUUAAAACCAAAAUAGUUCCACACCACCGACGUGCUGUUCCUCUUCGAUAUUAAAGUAUCAGCUGUGUCAGUUUCUGACUGUUCCGUCGAGCAAGAGGCCAUUGCGCUGGACAGCAUGAAAAGUCGUGUCACGUGACCACCUCAAAUCGCGCACGUUGCGAUUAGAAAAUCGCGUUCAGUCAAAUCGCGAUAUUAUCGCGAAUGCAAUUAAUCGUUCAGCCCUAGUGGUCUGCAUGAAACAUGUUACAGCCUGGGUCAGGGAGAGGUUGAAAAUGUCAGUGAAAACACUUCUUUCUCUUUCAUGCUUCCAUCAGUCUUUAUAACAGUCUCUGACUACACUGAACAAAAAUAUAAACGCAACAUGCAACAAUGUCAAAGAUUUUACUGAGUUACAGUUCAUAUAAGGAAAUCAGUCAAUUGAAAUUAAUUAAUUAGGCCCUAAUCUAUAGAUUUCACAUGACUGGGAAUACAGAUAUGCAUCUGUUGGUCACAGAUACCGUAAAAAUAAAUAAAAGGUAGGGACGUGAGUCAGAAAACCAGUGACCUCAAUUUGCCUCAUGCAGCGUGACAUAUCUCCUUCGCAUAGAGUUGAUCAUGCUGUUGAUUGUGGCCUGUGGCAUGUUGUCCCACUCCUCUUCAAUGGCUAUGCAAAGUUGCUAGAUAUUGGCGGGAACUGGAACACGCUAUCAUACACGUCGAUCCAGGGCAUCCCAACAUGCUCAAUGGGUGACAUGUCUGGUGAGUAUGCAGGCCAUGGAAUAACUGGGACAUUUUCAGCUUCCAGGAAUUGUGUACAGAUCCUUGCGACAUGCGACCAUGCAUUAUCAUGCUGAAACAUGAGGUGAUGGCGGCGGAUGAAUGGCAUGGCAAUGGACCUCAGGAUCUCGUCACAGUAUCAAAUUGCCAUCAAUGAAAUGCAAUUGUGUUCGUUGACCGUAGCUUAUGCCUGCCCAUACCAUAACCCCACCGCCACCAUGGGGCACUCUGUUCACAAUGUUGACAUCAGCAAACCGCUCACCCACAAGACACCAUACACGCUGUCUGCCAUCUGCCCGGUACAGUUGAAACUGGGAUUCAUCCAUGAAGAGCGCACUUCUCCAGUGUGCCAGUGGCCAUCGAAGGUGAGCAUUUGCCCACUGGUCAGUUACGAUGCUGAACUUCAGUCAGGUCAAGACCCUGGUGAGGACGACAAGCAUGCAGAUGAGCUUCCCUGAGAAGGUUUCUGGUUGUGCAAAUUACUUGGUUGUGCAAACGCACAGUUUCAUCAGCUGUCCGGGUGGCUUGUCUCAGACGAUCCCGCAGGUGAAGAAGCCGGACGUGGAGGUCCUGGGCUGGCGUGGUUACAAGUGGUCUGCGGUUGUGAGGCCAGUUGGACCUACCGCCAAAUUCUCAAAUGACUUUGGAGGCGGCUUAUGGUAGAGAAAUGAACAUUCAAUUAUCUGCCAACAGCUCUGGUGGACAUUCCUGCAGUCAGCAUGCCAAUUGCACGCUCCAUCAAAGCUUCCGAUAUCUGUGGCAUUGUGUUGUAUGACAAAACUGCACAUUUAAGUGGCCUUUUUAUUGUCCCCAAGAACAAGGUGCGCCUGUGUAGUGAUCAUGCUGUUUAAUCAGCUUCUUGAUAUGCCACCCCUGUCAGGUAGAUUGAUUAUCUUGGCAAAGGAGAAAUGCUCACAAACAGGGAUGUAAACAAAUUUAUACACACGAUUUGAGAGAAAUUAGUUUUUUGUGCGUUUCAUUUUUGGGUAGAAUUUAUUUUUCCUUUCAUGAAACAUGGGACCAACACUUUACAUGUUGCGUUUUUUUUAUUUUUGUUGAGUGUAAUUAGACCAUUCAUAAACUUUGGUCAUUGUUUUUAAAAGUUUCUUUACUGUCAUCAACAGAAUACUUGAGGAAAUAUGGAGGAGUUUAUGUUAAAGCUGCAAUACAGUGCAUUCAGAAACUAUUCCACAUUUUGUUACGUUACAGCCUUAUUUAUUUCCCUCAUUAAUCUACACACAAUACUGCAUAAUGACAAAGGGAAAACAGGUUUUUAGACAUUUUUGCCUAUGUAUAAAAAAAACUAAAAACAGAUGCCCUUUGCUAUGAGACUCAAAAUUGUGCUCAGGUGCGUCCUGUUUCCAUUGAUCAUCCUUGAGAUGUCUACAACUUGAUUGGAUUCCACCUGUGGUAAAUUCAAUUGAUUGAACAUGAUUUGGAAAGACACACACCUGUCUAUAUAAGGUCCAACAGUUGACAGUGCAUGUCAGAGCAAAAACCAAGCCAUGAGGUCAAAGGAAUUGUCCGUAGAGCUCAGAGACAAGAUUGUGUCGAGGCACAGAUCUGGGGAAGGGUACCACCAUGCUUCACUGCAGGAAUGGUAUUGACCAGGUGACGAGCGGUGCCAGGAUUCCUCCAGACGUGAAACUUGGCAUUCAGGCCAAAGAGUUCAAUCUUGGUUUCAUCAAACCAGAGAAUCUUGUUUCUCAUGGUCUGAGAGUCCUUUAGGUGAGUUUUGGCAAAGUCCGUGCGGGCUGUUGUGCCUUUUACUGAGGAGUGGCUUCGGUCUGGCACUCUACCAUAAUGGCCUGAUUGGUGGAGUGCUGCAGAGAUGUUUGUCUUUCUGGAAAGUUCUCCCAUCUCCACAGAGGAAAUAUGUGUUCUUGGGGAUCUUCAAUGCUGCAGAAAUGUUUUGGUACCCUUCCCAAGAUCUGUGCCUUGACACACUCCUGUCUUGGAGCUCUACGGACAAUUCCUUCGACCUCAUGGCUUGGUUUUUGCUCUGACAUGCACUGUCAACUGUGGGACCUUAUAUACAGGUGUGUGCCUUUCCAAAUCAUGUCCAAUCAAUUGAAUUUACCUCAGGUGGACUCCAAGUUGUAGAAACGUCUCAAGGAUGAUCAGUGGAAACAGGAUGCACCUGAGCUCAAUUUCAAGUCUCAUAGCAAAGGGUCUGAAUACUUACGUUAAGGUAUUUCCAUUUUUUAUAAUUUUAAAUAAAUUUGCACCAAAAAAAAAAAAAAAAGAUCCAUUUUAGAAUAAGGCUGUAACGUAACAAAAUGUGGAAAAAGGGAAGGGGUCUGAAUACUUUCUGAAUGCACUGUAAGUAUGUCAUUUGUUGUUUUUGUUCCCUUUAUCUAAUAUUAGGUUUUGGUUGAAGAUCUGAAAACAUUCAUUAUCAAAAAUAGAGAAUCUGAAUGUGGGCAAAUACUUUUUCACAGUACUGUAACUUGAGCCCUUCCCCCAUUUUCAUUUUCCUCAGAUGACUCUGGGGAUGACUUUCCUCCAAACUCGCCGCGGGGACAAGUCGGUGGUGCCCAGAGCUUGGAGGUCCAGUCCACUCUCAGGACACUGGGCAGCAAGGUGGACGAUCUGAGCACAUGCAAUGACCUCAUCUCUAAACAUGGCUCCGCCCUGCAGAGGUCAGUACACUUUCUUCUCCUGAUUUGGUCAAACGGUUGUGCUCUUGAAGUGAUAGUUUCUCAUGUCACUUCUCUGAGUGUUAAAGGUGCAACAUGUAAUAUUUUAGCCAAUCAUUUCAAUUUCUUCAUGUUUUCUUUUAGGACACUGCUUAGAGAAAGACCUUGAAUGGCUUAGUACUGCUUCUUACAUUAUUUAUUAUCCCAAAAAGUGUUGUGUGCUAAUAUAUUUGCUAUUGUUGUCAACCUCGUGAAUGAGAACCAAUCACAAUACAGGAAGUAGUCGCAGUAAAAAAGCUAAUUUGCAGUGUCACACAGCGUUCUAAAAGCCAUGUUUCACUUUGUGGAUUGCUGUUCCUUUACAUCUAGUAUGUAAUUUACAUUUAGCUCUAGUUGCAAAUGGAAAUGUCUGUUAAAUUUAUAACAUUUAACACUAGACUCGCCACAGAGAUUUCUGAGGCAUCAGGUGAUUUAAGAAGUCUAAUAACAGUAUUUAACACAAUGACAUUGUUAAAAAAAAUUAUAUCACUGUCCGUAGCCUAUUUGUGUUAUGAGCUCUUUUAGGAGGACGUGUAAUUUAGAAAGUUUUUUUGCCCCUUCUCCCAACAGUUGCUUGCCCAGUUGAUAAUAGCCCAACAAAACUACACCUACCAAAACUAAUUUCACACUUAUAAUUGAUGUAAAAACAAGAUUAAAUUGAGAAAAUGCUGAUGGGUGAGAAUAUUAUAAAUUGUCAAAUUGUGAAUGAAGAGGCCAGCGUGUUUAAUUGACACUGGUGAGGCAAGAUUUUCUAUAUACACUACAUGACUAAAAGUAUGUGUGCUCGUCGAACAUCUCGUUCCAAAAUCGUGGGCAUUAAUAUGGAGUUGGUCCCCCCUUUGCUGCUGUAACAGCCUCCACUCUUCUGUUAAGACUUUCAACUAGAUGUUGGAACAUUGCUGCAGGGACUUGCUCCCAUUCAGCCACAAGGAUUAGUGAGGUCGGCACUGAUGUUGGGCGAUUAGGACUGGCUCGCAGUCUGCGUUCCAAUUCAUCCCAAAGGUGUUUGAUGGGGUUGAAGUCAGGGCUCUGUGCAGGCCAGUCAAGUUCUUCCACAACGAUCUUGACAAACCAUUUCUGUAUGGACCUCGCUUUGUGCACGGGGGCAUUGUCAUGCUGAAACAGGAAAGAGCCUUCUCCAAACUGUUGCCACAAAGUUGGAAGCACAGAAUUGUCUAGAAUGUCAUUGUAUGCUGUAGCGUUAAGAUUUCCCUUCACUGGAACUAAGGGGCCUAGUCCGAACCAUGAAAAAUAUUCCUCCUCCACAAAACUUGACAGUUGGCACUAUGCAUUGGGGCAGGUAGUGUUCUCCUGGCAUCCGCCAAACCCAGAUUCGUCCGUCGGACUGCCAGACGGUGAAGCGUGAUUAAUCACUCCAGAGAACGCGUUUCCACUGCUCCAGAGUCCAAUGGCGGCUAGCUUUACAACACUCCAGCCGUUGCUUGGCGUUGCGCAUGGUGAUCUUAGCCUUGUGUGCGACUGCUCGGCCAUGGAAACCCAUUUCAUGAAGCUCCCAACGAACAGUUAUUGUGCUGACGUUGCUUCCAGUGUCAGUUUGGAACUCUGUAGUGAGUGUUGCAACUGAAGACAGACUAUACGCGCUACACGCUUCAGCACUUGGCGGUCCCGUUCUGUCAGCUUGUGUACUACUUCGCGGCUGAGCCAUUGUUGCGCCUAGAUGUUUCCACUUCCCAAUAACAGCACGUACAGUUGAUCGGGGCACCUCUAGCAGGGCAGGAAUUUGAUUAACUGACUUGUUGGAAAAGUGGCAUCCUAAGAUGGUGCGACGUUGAAAGUCACUGAGCUCUUCAGUAAGGCCAUUCUACUGCCAAUGUUUGUCUAUGGAGAUUGCAUGGCUGUGUGCUCUAUUUUAUACACCUGUCAGCAACGGGUGUGGCUGAAAUAGCCUAAUCCACUAAUUUGAAGGGGUGUCCACAUACUUUUGUGUGUCUAUAUAGUGUAUAUUUAUUCCAUUAUAGCCGUGUUAGCUAGCUUGAACAUUGAAUACUAAGGUUAGCAGCUAAUGUUAGAUAAGUAGCUAGCAUGCUAAAAAGGCAACCCAGUACUAAUGACUGGUGGCCAUUUCGGCAUCACUCUUCCAACCUUUAAGAUCUUUCAGUGCUCGCCACCUUUCCAAAUUAAUUCCAAUGUUUAUCCGGUAUCUUGAUUGGUCAUGAGCAGCCUUUUUCUCACUGCUUUUUUUCUUUUCUGGUCGAGUUGAUUCAGAUCCAAGAAAUGAUGAUAAUGCUUGUUCUGUAGACAUUUUCUGAAAACGUUGUCCCUGCUACUGCAACAGUGUAUCUUUGGCAGCUGUAGAAAGUUACUUUUCACUUCCUCUCUCUCUAGCAACGUCAUUUGAGAGGGCGGGAGUUAGCGCUAAGACACCUUUCCCAGAAGGCCAGCCCAGAGCAGCAUAGGACCAAAUCCCUUGUUUGAAAACACAACACGAAGUGGGGUGGCAUGGGGGCACCCACGGCCUGCGGAUUUCAGCUUCAAAACAACAUAGAUGUGUGUUAAUUUGUAAUAAGUGCACACGAAUAUAAGCAAGUCUUGUCUGCUAAAUGAACAAACAAAAUAGGCUACACCACUGGCAUUUUGCAUAGCCAUGGAUAGUCAACUCAGAAUAUGCUAUUCUGUUCUUUUGAAAUACAAUUUUGUUGUAUCUCCUAAGACAUGCCUAAACACAAACAAUAUAUAAUUUUAAAAAGUAUUCAGACGCCUUGAAUUUUUCAAAAUUGUUACAUUACAGCCUUAUUCUAAAAUUGAAAACAUUUCAAAAAAUCUGUUUUUGCUUUGUCGUUAUUGGGUAUUGUGUGUGUGUGUGUGUGUGUGUGCGCAGAUUGAUGAGGAAAAAACAAUUUAAUCCAGUUUAGAAUAAGGCUGUAACGUAACAAAAUGUGGAUAAAGUCAAAGGGAAUGAAUACUUUACGAAUGCACUGUAAAUUACAUUGAUUUUUAGACUGUUUAAAUGUAGUCUAGAUGUUCAAAAGGCAUCAUUGGCUGCUUCUUGAAUGCUUCAACUCCUGGCGGUUCUAGUGUUAUUGGAGAGAUUUGAAACAUUUCUGAUCUCCACAUAUUCACACGCAAAUGAACACCAUAUCAGAAUCAUGAAUUUGUCCAGAUUGGUUUUAUAACCAUUGAUCAGCUUAUUUUUCAAACAGACUUUGCUCAAUAUUUGACUGAUAAUGAUUUUUCUACUGAUCACGCAGGUCAUUUGAUGAUUUAGAGAUACACUGAAUGAUUGAAGUCAUAUGAUUGGCUGAUUUUUAUAGGUAUUUCCACUCAUUGUACUGAGUUGGCUUUUCCAUCAGGUCCUUGUCUGAGUUGGAUAGCUUGCGCCUCACCGGAGAGGCCGGAGAUAAGAUCCGGCAGGUGACGGAGAGAGCCACGCUUUUCCGCAUCACCUCCAACGCCAUGAUCAACGUGAGUGUCAGCUUGUGCCGCCAUCUUUACCCAAACUGACAUAUGAGAGACACUUGGUGCACUUAAAGGGGAAGUGCAGUCAACGUGAUUAUCCUGUGUUUUAUAUAUCCACACUGAGGUUGGAAUAAUACUGUGAAAAUGAUGAUAAUGCACAUUUAGUGUAAGAGCUGUUUGAAAAGACCGCCUGAAUAUCAGCUUUUUUGGCUGGGUGUUUUUUGUUGUUGUUGGUGUGAGUUAAAUGACCAAUAAGCAUUUUCCCUCCUCUGCCAAUAACAGCUAGUUUUCAGGUUACACAUCCCUUUCAUUCGGCACUUCCAAUUCUUGCUUGAGAAAUUGCAUUUAGCUAAGAAGCUAUUUUUGUUUGUUUUAAAUUAAAAUGGUCAAAAAUAAUCACGGUAAGGUACUUAAUUGUUACCCAGAAAUGAAUGUUUGUGCCAGUAUACCGUUGGAGUUUUGGUAAUGCUCUUGGUACAUUUCACCCCUUGGGUAUACAGGGGCCUCCACUGGCCAAGUGUUGUAGUAAUAUUUGGGUAACGUUUCUUCAGGCGUGCAGAGACUUUUUGGCUCUGGCCCAAGCCCACAGUAAGCGCUGGCAGAAGGCCCUGCAGGCAGAGCGGGACCAGAGG